GUCGCCACCCCCGACAGAUGGCGGUUUGAGCCGAGCGACAAACGCGGGGGUGAGAAUUCCGAGCGGUUGUUUCAGUACAAACGUAAAGGUCCUGAAAGAGGGACCUUGUCGUUGCCCUGUGCCUCAGGACAGCAUGUCAGGCGGCGAGGGGUCAGCCCCUGGGGUUAAAGCAAAUCACACCGCAGCCGAAGAAUUCGCGAAUAACGAGUGCAUCGUGAGCGUUAACGAGGUGGGCGUUACGUCAUCCGGGGAUGGUUUGCGACGGAGAAAAGUCAUCCACGCGGCUAAAGAGACUCUCGACAAAGCCUCGCGUCUCCUGAGACGCAAAAUACCAUGUACGGGUCACCUGAUGACCCCCCGCCGCCUAUGGAUACAAAAAGUGCCCACGCAGGAAUGCGAUGUCGUCGUCAUGUUCCCCAGCGGUGCACGGGACGAAACUCUGAUGUGGCUUCUGGGACGACUCAGGGCUGGGACUCCUGGACUCGUCGUUCACGUUCGUCAUCACACAUCUUCCGACAGCUACGGGUUCUACCUGACGGCUCCGUUUCCAGUCCUCCUGAAGGCGGCGGAAGAAGUCCACUUGACGAAAAGGCUGCGUCAGGAGUUUGGCGGUGGUCUUAAGGAGUUCGUAGGAACUGAGACGAGCUUUUUCGAGGGCAGCGAUGACGAGGCUGGCUUCUUCACCACCCAGGAAAGGCAGUCCCUGGUUCUCCAUCUUCUCCACACUCUGCGGGCGGGUCAACAAGACCUGCACAGCUUGCCGGGCCUCAAGCUAAUCGAGGGUCAAGCCAUCGUGCCGAAGUGCAUAUCGGCCGGGGUCAUUUCCCAAGUAUUUCCACUCCACGAGUUACCGGCCUUGGAAAAGCUCCAGAGGACUUGGGUCCGCGCCUUUCUCAGCCCACAACCUCUCGACGACAUUUGUCGAUACUUCGGGGUCAAGAUAACCAUGUACUUUGCUUGGCUCGGCCAUUACACCACCGCCCUAAUCGUUCCGGCUGCCGUGGGUGUCAUAUACUGGGUCGGCAUCAUCGGGCGGAACCAGGCGGUGGAGGACGUGGCCUACGUCUUGUUCUCGAUAUUCAACGUCGUCUGGGCCACCGUUUAUCUCGAGACGUGGAAACGACGGGGUGCCGAGUUGGCCUACCGAUGGGGAACCCUCGACCAACGCGACGACCUGCUUGUCGAACCGCGACCUCUCUUCACGGGUACACUUGAGAGGUCGCCGGUAACCGGAAGACUGGAGCCGACUUACCCGGCCUGGAGACGCAACGUCUUUCGGUACCUAGUCAGCAUACCAGUGAUAGCGGUGUGCCUAUUUUUAGUAUUUAUCGUCAUGAUUGUGAGCUUCCAAGUGCAGGACUGGUGGGACGCCGGACUUGAGUCUGCGGGUUACGGAUUCUGGCUUAGCUAUGUCCCGAAGGUUCUUCUCGCGGUGGUUAUCACCCUCAUGGAUGAGGCCUACUUCAAGGUCGCGGUCUGCCUCAACGAUAUGGAAAACUAUCGGCUCGACACCGAAUAUGAGAAUCAUCUGAUCUACAAAGUGGCCCUGUUUCAGUUCGUCAACUCGUUUCUAUCCCUCUUCUACAUCGCCUUUUACCUCCAAGACCAGGAGAGACUGAAAGAGCAACUGGCCGCCCUCUUGAUAGCUCGACAAGUGAUCGGUAACCUGAAGGAAUCGGCAGUUCCGUAUCUGGUGGAGCAGCUGCGAUUGGCUCGUUUGAGUUUCGAAUUGUUCGGGGCCCUGAGUCCCAGCGAGGCGCGACCGCCGCCUGGCGAAGAGGAAAUUCCCGAGUCGGAAAAGACGCGGGAAGUUAAAGAGCGGAAGAGGAGUCCCGGGGAUGAUGCGAAGGAGGACAACCGGGGCAAGGGAAAACGAAACGUCAGCCAGGCGGAGCUGGAGAGCUCGUUGUAUAGAGUAGGACACCCCUCAAAUUUCCUACUUAGUGACAGUGCCUUGAAGUACGACGGUGCCUUUUCGGAACAUCUGGAAAUGCUAUCCCAGCUGGGAUACGUCUGCCUGUUUUCGUCGGCGUUUCCAUUGGCAGCAGUCGCGGCCCUCUUGGGAAAUUUGCUGGAGCUUAGAGGAGACGCUUUCAAGCUUUGCUUCGUGCUCCAACGACCCUUCGGUAGAAGAGUAUCGAACAUCGGUACUUGGCAGAACGCGAUGGAGGCGAUGGGAUUGGUCGCGAUUCUCGUCAACUGCGGACUGAUCAGCCUUAGCGGUCAGGUGCAGAGGAUGUUCCCCGAGAUGUCGGCGACCCAAACGAUCCUGCUGAUCGUUGCCCUCGAGCACAUCAUGCUCGCCAUUAGAUUCGUAAUUGUCUGCGCGAUACCCGAUAUUCCGAGCUGGGUGGCAACCGAAAUGGCAAAGGUCGAAUUCCUGAGACGCGAAGCUGUUCGCCGACUCUCCUCGACCCCUUCGCCGGAGCAACAACCGCCGACGGUGAUCGGCCGAUUUGUCGUGAGUCCAGCCGACGGUGAGGAGGAACAGGAAUCGAUCGAUUCGCGUAACGACGAUGACUCUGUGGCCUCGAGUCAACCCGGAACUCCGGGGCUGGGAUCAACGGCCCAAACGCCGAGCAAUCCACCGACGCCGAGCGCUGCGACGGUGCCCAGAAUCGCAGAGACUCCUCCACCCCUCGAGACGCCAGGAACCCCCGGAAGCGGCGAUCGAAGCCCCCUGGGAUCCGGAAACAACGGCAGCAUAAACCGCGAGGUUCACAACACCCCAAGAGCCUCAAUCCCCGGCGGUGAAAGAGCGCGGAGAUCUCGCGACUGGUUGACCGGUGAACCCGCACCAUCAACGCCGGGAAGCGACCACUAUAGUCACCAUCUCACGAUUGGUCCCCACGGGGGUGUCGACUGGGUGCGAAGAUUAGGCCUGGAACCUGCGGGGCGCAAAACAAGCGACUCGGAGAUAAGCGGAACCGGAAGCGGAAGUGGAAGCGGCGACGAACUGGCGCUGCGUCGAUCAACCGACUGCAUCGUUUCAAAAGAGCUCGCUUCUUCUUCGGACAGCGAUUUGCUAAGAGCGCAAAAGUUCAGAUUUUCGCCAGAAAAAGAACGGGAACGAGCUGUGGCCGACAAGCAAUCAAGGGACCAGCACCAGUACCAACAGGACUACCGGCGAGAGCAGCGAGAGUUAAGGGAGCAACGUGAGCAGCGAGAAUUGCGAGAGCAGAGGGAGCUGCAGAAGGAUAACCGGGAGAUUCGAGACCACAGAGAGCGGCACUUGCAGCAGCACGAGAAGACGGACAGCGGUCUGUCGGACUCGAGUAGAACGGUGUCGAGUCAGGAGGACGAAAAGACGUCGAAGGAGGAGCGGGAAGCGAAAAAGACGAGGGUCAAGCAGAGCCUGAUGAAGCGGGCGCGGUCGGUCGCCAUAUUCUCGUUAAAGCUCAAGGAGCGAAGGGCGAAGGAGGCCGAGGUCAAGGCCAAGGAUGCCGAGAGGGAGGCGAGGUGGCAACAGCCGCAGUCCUGCGUCGGUGGAGAACUUUCCUGCAUACCGAUCGAGAAAUUGAUAUCCGUCGACGACAUAGCGACGAUGGACAUGCGCAGAAAGAAUUAGUGAUAGCAUUAGUAGUAUAAGUAAUUUUGUUAAAAAGAAGAAGUAAGCAAUUAUUAUCAUUAUUAUUAUUAUUAU
Diprion similis is the source of this 3643-nucleotide messenger RNA. It is a transcript of the gene wwk, whose product is annotated as anoctamin-8. Gene Ontology annotation, biological process: chloride transmembrane transport. Gene Ontology annotation, cellular component: plasma membrane. The transcript has 16 exons. Gene Ontology annotation, molecular function: chloride channel activity. NCBI's taxonomy places the organism in Eukaryota, Metazoa, Arthropoda, Insecta, Hymenoptera, Diprionidae. The record is from RefSeq and is a predicted model, not a curated record. The coding region runs from base 134 to 3568 and encodes 1144 amino acids.